AUGACACUCCGAAACCACCUACUAAAAUUAUUCCGACAUCAUCCCAGAAAUUACCAUCGGUUACUAUGGCAACAUCAUUUUCUCAACCAAAUCCAAUGCUGACAACAAGUGCAGGUGGGUGUUUACACAAUAAAGAGUUAUACCGAGAAGGCCAAUCCUGGACCAUUGGUUGUGAAAAACGAUGUACGUGUAUAGAUGGGAAAAAAAAUUUACACAAAUGCACAGACCUAUGUAUCCGAUGGCAGCUGCCAGACGUUUGUUAUCUAUCACCGCCAUUGCCAGGAACGUGUUGUGAGCAACCGGUGUGUCCAAACUAUAUAACCAUUCAUUACCCUCCCGGCUAUUCACACAACUAGACUAUAUUAUUUUCCUGUUUUUAUUUAUCUUGAUCAAUAAAUGUGAUUUCAUUAUUUUACUUAUUUAUUUUAUAGUCUCUUAAAAAAAGUGCAAAUAAUCUCUUCUGGCAUUCACUAAACUGGGCCACAAGUGAGUUCUAGGCAUUGCAGUUUCUGAGAAGUUUUCGAAAUUUUUUUACUUUACAAGUCUUUUAUAAACUAAGUUAUCCAUAGGGCGGGACUAAUUUUGACCCCAGGGGAAUGAUUUAUAUAACUUCUGUAAAGGGCCACUUGACAAAUACUACACGUCAAUAUAUCGAAGCUAUAGGUAUUGCAGUUUCAUAAACGAAAACUUAAUGUAUUUUCCUAUAUAGGCCUAUGUCUUUGUACAACUUUUGUAGAGAACCAAUAUGUGAUGUUACAUGCCAAAUAUCUAAGCUCUGGGCACGGUACUUUUUGGGGAAACUUAAAGAUUUCAUGUUUAA
This is a messenger RNA of Ruditapes philippinarum (Manila clam), 820 nucleotides long. RefSeq names its product CCN family member 4-like. Gene Ontology annotation, molecular function: protein binding. Lineage: Eukaryota; Metazoa; Mollusca; Bivalvia; Venerida; Veneridae. The record is from RefSeq and is a predicted model, not a curated record. The transcript is spliced from 3 exons. Bases 66 to 356 code for a protein of 96 amino acids.